Messenger RNA from Exophiala bonariae, 306 nucleotides. RefSeq lists its product as uncharacterized. The record is from RefSeq and is a predicted model, not a curated record. Bases 1 to 306 code for a protein of 101 amino acids. The transcript has a single exon. NCBI's taxonomy places the organism in Eukaryota, Fungi, Ascomycota, Eurotiomycetes, Chaetothyriales, Herpotrichiellaceae.
AUGUCUCAAUCUCUCAGCUUUUCCGACAGUCGGACCCCAGCAUCAGACGUGGAAAACCAAAACAAGCAAGUCUCACAAGAUGCUUCUACCCUCAACCUGAUCUCUUCUGUUUUGGACUUCAUCCGCGGGAAUCUGAGCAAUAUUCUCACUACAUGGGGCCGCGAUUCUCCGCAGUACCAGUCCGCUAGUGCAAUCAUGCAGGCCUAUCUGGCUGAGAACGUAAAGAGGAUCAAGGGAGAGGUGCAGGAUGGUGAGAUCGAGUCCUUAAUGCAAGGUCUCUCAUUGGAAGAGAGCUCUACUUCCUAA